AGUACACAGAGUUUGAAUGAAUUGUUUAUACUACUGUUCAUCUAUAAGAAAUAACUUUUCUUAUUCAUAUUCAGCGUCAUUGCGAUUCGGUAUCGGAGUAAUCCUGCUAGCAAUAUGCCUGCCCCAGCCAUUGCACGCGUUGCACGAUUUCGCGGGUAUGUGCCGCCUGUUCAAAAAUGGCACCCACAUCCGCAAGCCGGGCACCUGCGACGAGUACAUUGAAUGCAUAAAUGACACUGGAGUAAUACACACCUGUGCCGAUUCCCUGGUCUUUGAGCCAAGUUCACAAAAGUGCGUGCAGGCAACGGCGAGCAACAGCGUUUACUGUGGCAAUCCUUGCGAGGGAUUGGAUGGAAAAUGGGUAGCAGAUCCAACAGACUGCCAAAAUUACUUCUACUGCAGGAACGGCGAAGCCCUGGGUGGUCACUGCGAGAACUCGCAGCAUUUCAAUGAGACCAAGCAGUCGUGCGAGUAUGGAGUCGACUCGCUUUGCGUGGACGUAGCAAAUAUAUGCGAAAUAUUGCCCGACAAGACCAAGUUUCGGCAGGAGAAUGACUGUAACGAGUACUAUGAGUGCAAGAGCGGAAAGCAUACACUUAAGACUUGCUCGUCAACGCAGUACUUUGAUGUAGAGAUCGGCGGCUGUGCGCUUAAAAGUCAAGUGAAAUGCACAGCGCAUUCCAAGAAGGAUGUUUGCGGUUCCAAAAGCAAACCGAUUUCUGGCUUCCAAUCGGACGGUGCCACUUGCCGCGGCUACUUCUAUUGCGCCGACCUCGGCGCCGUUCCCGACAUUGAUCCCAUGUGGGCCCAGUGUCCAGAGGGCUACUUCUUCGACGACAUUAACAAGAGAUGCGGCCUGCCCACUUCGGUGGUGUGCACACACAACCGCUGUGAGGGGCGUGGCACCAUGCUGGUUACCAGCAGCAGUAACAACUGCCACAACUAUAUUACGUGUGUGGACGGCGUCGAAGUUGAGGAGAACACCUGCCAUUGGGAUUAUUUUUUCGAUGAGUCAGCGCAAGGCUGCUCUAGUAAGAUUAUUUACGACGAGUGCUGCGAUGGUCGUGACUGAGCUAAAGCCGUGUCAAUUCAUGCAUAUGUGUUUGUACAUGUCGAUAUGUAUUUGGGUACUGGGAUGUGUAGGUGUCAAUCAAAUAUUUGACAGCAGGUACAAUUUGUUUGUGUACAAUGUGAAUUCCAAUUGUUAUUUAAACCAUGUA
Messenger RNA from Drosophila novamexicana, 1220 nucleotides. Its product is annotated as peritrophin-48. The record is from RefSeq and is a predicted model, not a curated record. The transcript has a single exon. NCBI's taxonomy places the organism in Eukaryota, Metazoa, Arthropoda, Insecta, Diptera, Drosophilidae. Gene Ontology annotation, molecular function: chitin binding. Bases 17 to 1072 code for a protein of 351 amino acids. Gene Ontology annotation, cellular component: extracellular region.